Messenger RNA from Dendroctonus ponderosae (mountain pine beetle), 2405 nucleotides. It is a transcript of the gene Drgx, whose product is annotated as homeobox protein ceh-8. The record is from RefSeq and is a predicted model, not a curated record. Lineage: Eukaryota; Metazoa; Arthropoda; Insecta; Coleoptera; Curculionidae. Gene Ontology annotation, molecular function: DNA-binding transcription factor activity, RNA polymerase II-specific; RNA polymerase II transcription regulatory region sequence-specific DNA binding. Gene Ontology annotation, biological process: regulation of transcription by RNA polymerase II.
CUAGUGAAUUAUAUAACCGGCAAUUUCAAGCAUUUUUCGCCCGCAAUUAUGCAAUAUUUACGUUUUUAGAGGUUUUAUUAUUCGAAGUAAAUGUGCUGUGUGAAUUAAUUGCACUUUAUGUUCACACAACAUUGUGUGUGUGGCAAAUCAAUUUUGCCGUUUUACGGGGAAUUUUUUCCUCUGGAACCAGUUGAAUAAUUAAAUGCCUGGCAGUGAAGUUAGAAAAGCGCGAAAUUCAAAUUCCAAUUCGCCGCACAAAAUAACCAACAAGUAAAACAAUUAUCCGGAAACUUCCGGAUCGAGUUAGGCGAGGCAUUUCCCAAGGCGCGUAUUCUUUCUUUCCGAAAAUAUUAUACAAGUUUUUAAUCAGAUUUUCAGCGGGAAUUUAUUUUUGAUGAGGAUUUUUGGAUUAUUUCGAUUUAAUCCGCAACUUAAUUAACGAACGAGCGAAACUUGUUUUACGAAUUUUCGGUCUCAUUUCUAUUCAUCCGCUGAUUACCGAGUCUCGAAUAAAAUUGUUUUUAAGUUAUUUAGGAACUUUUUAAUAACUCAGUUGGGUUUGGUAAUCGGAUCACUGUGGCGCUCUGGUUUAUUCCUGUUGGCUCCAUUAUUUUCUGGAAUUUUUGGUGGAAAGCACAGACACAAUGGAUCAAACUAAGAGAGCAAGGGUUCAGUGCGAGAAGUGUUGCAGACGUUUCCAAGAAAGCGCCCUUAAUGGAUUUGAAACGCUAAUGCGAGUGAAAAAAGCCAACUAAAAAGAGGGGCCACAAAGCCGUCUAAUUACCUCUAAAUAUUGCAUGGACAUCGUGAUUGCUGAGCCGCAAAACAAAAGGAAAUCACAGCCCCAUCAGGGCCGCCAUCCUUCUCGCUUAUGCGGCCAAACAAAUCUAUUAAACCCAUCUCGCUUUAAUCCGGUCGUAAAAAAAGUGUUUAGUGUUUAGCCAUAAACUGUAUCCGUAUCCCCCCACUAUUAAGACGGAUCCGGUUUACCGUCAAAGAAUUGCCAUUGUGGCUCUUUUUUCCCGACAUGGGGGGCCCCGUGUUUGGUGUCUUUGUCGUGGGGGCAGCCGAGGCUCCGCCCCACCCCCGGAUUCCCGGUUUCAGGACACGCAGGAUCGUCGGGAAGCUGCCCCGAUGGACCUCCCAUAGCAACGUGUUUCGCUUUUCGCGUCACAUCUCUGCAGUGUUCGAACCAUUUUGCCGACUUUGGCGGCAAAAGUCCUCUCGCAUCCCGGACGAAUCCGACGCGAAACUGUUUUUUUUUGGUGUGUUGCGACGAUUCUUCCCAAACCACGCCAAAGCGGGCGACAGUGUGAAGAACGCAGUCUUUUUUUUCGGGACAUCCUAGCUUCUGUUGCUGUUUCCCGGAGCAGUCUGGGGAUUUCCCCAAAGUCAGCAACACGAUUUUUGGCGACAGUCACAAACUUGCAGGUGGGGGUGGCAGAGGAAUGUUCUGCUACCAUUGCCCACCUGCCCUUCACCCUGGCGCCCCUCAACCCCGACUACCCACAUUGGAAUACCCAUUUACGCCGUCUCAUCCAUAUCGACGAUGGUCAAACGACAAGUUCCCCGGAAAUAGCUGGACUAGAUGAGGAAAUAGGACGGGAUCGGGAGUGCUCGAGCCGAAGCUCCAUUGACCAUGAGAGUGUGGAUCAUGGGCGCAGCGCCCCUGAAGCUGAUCGCUCCAAUCCAUCCUCGCCGCACAGCAAUCCCACCUCUCCCGCCACAUCGGAGCCUCCCAAGCAGCUGCACCAUCCCAACUUGUCGCACAUGUUUCCCUUUGGAGAUGGGUUUUCCGGGCUUGUGCUCCUGCUGCCCCAUGAAACCAUUGAGUUCCCAUCACUUGAUGUCGACCAGCGAUACGGGCAGCACGGUCUCCCAGACAUCCCCAGUGGGCAGCGACCAGCGCCAGUCCAGCGUGGCUGAGCUGCGCAGGAAAGCUCAGGAACACUCUGCAGCGCUGUUGCAAAGCUUGCAGCACGUGGCCAAUUUCCAGCAUGCUGCCGGUCUGAACUUCCCGCUGUUGCCGCCGCUCACUUUGCAAGCUUUGCAGCGCAAGCAUGAGAUGGGAAUGCAUGGCAGUCCUGAUCCCAUUUUGACCAAAGCCCCAUCACCUACCUAAGAAGCAAGACUGGUGUUUGUAAAAAAGUAGCGGAAUUCUAGUUGCCACUGUUUGUUGGAUGGAUUUUAUGGACUUGUACACGCCAACUAGACUCUAAGCGAUGUAAAUAGUGUAGACACUAGAUUAGACUAGUGAUUGAGUUUGAAUUAUUGUUACCGAGGAUAUUGUGAUGUGAUCAAAGUAUUAGUAAUUUAUUAAAUUAUGGGAAAGUAAUACAUACCGACUAUGCAAUAUUUUACAACUAGUAAGAGUGUUCAGUAAGAUAUUAUAUCAUUUCAAACCA